AUGAGUCGCUCACAUUUACCACCUCUUGACAAAGACGAUAGCUACUUAGGUAAUAGUGAUGACCCAUAUUUCGUAGUAGGAGAUAGUAGAGGACAUGAAAGCUCUAGUGAUGGUAGUGAUCAUAGUAAUGAAAAUAAUUCAACUGAUAGAAUUUUGUUUUAUUCACCAAACAAUGAAGUAGUGUUCAGACAUUUGUGCGUAAAUGUUACACUUGAGGAAAUAAAUAUGUUUAAUGAUAACGAAAAUGGCUUUGAUUGGUCUUGUACUAGUUGCAGAACGAUUGGAAAUCAAAUAAAGGAUCUUAAAGCUUUAAUACUGAUGCUUCAAGAAGAAGUCAAAAGCCUCAAAGAGGAUAAUAAACAAUUAGGGAAUUCUAAUAAUUCAAUAGUGUUUGAAGAAGUUGUCCAAGAAAUUAAUGAGCGAAAUAAACGGAAGCGCAAUAUUAUUAUUUUUGGGGUGCCAGAACAGGAUCAGGUCCUAUCAACAGAAGAUCGAAGCGAAAAUGAUAAAACAGUAGUAAAGAGCAUUAUAAAAUACAUUGAUCGGAGCAUAGAUCUAAAACAUCUGAAGCCAAUUAGACUUGGUCGUUUUAGUUAUAGCCGAAAUAGACCAAUGAAGAUUACAAUGGAGGAAGAAACCGAUGUCAAUAGUUUGAUUAAGCAAGCCAGUUCAUUAAAGAAUGGAAAAUAUAAACAUGUUUCUAUUUCCUUUGACCGUACUAAAAGGCAAAUAGACUAUUAUAGACAGUUGAAAAUGGAACUGGAUGAGAAAAACAAUAAAGGUACUGAAAAGUUUAGAAUCAGAUACGUUGAUGGUAAGAAGUUGUAA
Psylliodes chrysocephalus is the source of this 828-nucleotide messenger RNA. The record is from the annotation of a GenBank genome assembly. NCBI's taxonomy places the organism in Eukaryota, Metazoa, Arthropoda, Insecta, Coleoptera, Chrysomelidae.